AUGCAAGAUGCUUCCUUGACCCUAUUUUCCCUUUUCUAUGAAACAAAAGCUAAGGCCAGUCUAGCGGGCAUCCAUCUAUUACGCUCCUACCCUAAUACAGCAGAUGCACCCGGCGUGACCUUUUUGGACCAGGUGUUCGGCCUAAUGGCAGCCCAGGCCCGAGUGGCGAUGGCUUCUGUCCUGGUUUAUUUCAUCCCGCUUCCUGGAGCCAGAUGCGAGGAGAACUGUGUCAAUGCUGAACAUUGCCUGUCCACCGACUGGGUACAUCUCUGGUAUAUAUGGUUGCUGGUGGUGGUUGGCGCAUUGCUUCUCCUGUGCGGUCUGACUUCAGUAUGCUUCCGCUGCUGUCUGAGCCGCCCGGAAAAUGGGGAAGAUGGGGCCCCAUCACCCUAUGAAGUGACCGUCAUUGCUUUUGACCACGACAGCACUCUCCAGAGUACCAUCACAUCCCUUCAGUCUGUGUUUGGCCCUGCAGCUCGGAGAAUCCUGGCCGUGACCCAUGCACACAGCUCCCUGGGUCCUCUACCCUCCUCUCUGGACACACUCCCAGGCUAUGAGGAAGCUCUUGGCAUGAGCCGUUUCACAGUGGCAAGGUGUGGGCAGAAAGCGCCUGACUUACCCUCGGUACCAGAGGAAAAGCAGCUGCCUCACACAGGGAAAGACUCUUCUCAGACAGAACCCCCAUCACAAUGAUGGGAAUGUUGAUGGUAUUCCUGAUAUCCAAGACAUCCUUAGAGUUGGGAAAGAUCCCCA
Onychomys torridus (southern grasshopper mouse) is the source of this 753-nucleotide messenger RNA. It is a transcript of the gene Tmem52b, whose product is annotated as transmembrane protein 52B. The transcript is spliced from 6 exons. The record is from RefSeq and is a predicted model, not a curated record. NCBI's taxonomy places the organism in Eukaryota, Metazoa, Chordata, Mammalia, Rodentia, Cricetidae. Bases 1 to 693 code for a protein of 230 amino acids.